AUGUACUCCAGGCGCUUCGAAACCUCCAGCCGGAGCUUCUCCAAGGGCCAUAAAGUGUCCAAAUCCAGCUCUUCCUUUAGCAAGGACAGUGGCAUUACUAAAAAGCGCCAUGAAUCUCGCCAUCGGAGACCGGCUACGGCUUCUAACCUGAGCUCUUCUAUUGUGACUCUCGUCGUCGGUGCCGAACAGAGACUUUUCGCCGCGCACGAAAACGUCCUCUCUUCGAGCCCCUUUUUUGACAAUGCCCUGCGAAACCUCUACACCGACCCCUCUGCCAAGAGAAUCUCUCUUCCGGACGAAGAGCCCGAGAUUUUCAGCUCGGUGCUGGAGUACAUGUAUAAAGGGGACUACUAUCCCCGCUUGGUGCACAACAAGCGGCGGGAUUCCUGGGAACUAGAGGCCAUAGGCAGUGAUGACGAUAAAAGGGCCGCAGAAAGCACAGUCUACCAUCGUGGCGUUGACGGUGACCUGCUCAAGGACACCGUCAUCUACUGUGCUGCUGAGCGGUAUGGCUUAGAUGAAUUGAAGAAACUGGCUCUGCGCAAGCAAGGUCUUCAAUCGGGCAUUCAGUGCAGCACCAUCUUGGCCUCCGCAAGAUAUGCAUAUGCCAACACCCCUGAUAGUGACUCAAAGCUGCGAGCCCAUUACUUGGCUCUAAUCAUUCGAUCUCGUAGCACCUUCAAGCGAAGUGGCACAAUGCAGCUCGAAAUGUUCAAUGGAGGCACUCCGCUCUUCUUUGACCUCUUUGUGGCUCUCUGCAACCACGUCGAUGAUAUUUCAUCUACACAGUAG
Molecule: messenger RNA, 792 nt
Organism: Trichoderma harzianum CBS 226.95
Lineage: Eukaryota; Fungi; Ascomycota; Sordariomycetes; Hypocreales; Hypocreaceae
Exons: 3
Coding region: 1-792 (263 amino acids)
Molecular function (GO): protein binding
Source: RefSeq, a predicted model, not a curated record